UUUCUCUUUGCUACAAAUAACAUCUAGCCAAUAAAUUUGUCUCUAUUGUAUUAAAGUCAUGACAAUUCAACGCUAUUUCGUUUUAAACUGUUUCAUGCUCUUUUUGUUUAAUAUUCUAUAAUUAAGUAACUACAAUAACAAGUUCAUAAUUUUGGGAGAUGACUUAAGAAAUAAACAUAUUUAUCUCACAUUCUUUUUUGUACUAGAUAUGUUUGUAUAUAAUACACAAGCUAUGUUAUCUUGUUUGUUUUUUUUUCUAAAUUUACGUAAUUGCUAUAUAUACAUACAUUUUCCGCAGUAUUUUCAAAUCUACAGGAAGAAUAUAACAGACGAAAGUAUAUUUAAUUAUUAGAGUAUUUCAAGAAUUUUAGUUUUUUUGAAUUAGUUUUUUGUGGAAACUGCAAAUAAAAAUGCUAACCGUUGAGAUAAAAGUUAAAAUUCGGGAUUACGACGAUAUGAUAGCGAAAAUUUAUAAGAUUGUACAUCGUACAUAUUUUAUCAAAUCAAUAGAUAAGUUCUAUGCAGCAAAUAACGGGAAGCUGAUGUUACGGGAAUUCGAAGAAUUUAAAUAUGGAGCAUUAGUUUCUUAUAAACGAUCUGAUGAAAAAGGUCUACAAGUGUGUAUUUCCUAUGGCUCAUUACUGUGUCAUAAACUUGUAUUGCUUGGAGAUAUAUUGGAUACAUCAAAUGGUUUCAUAGGCAUUGUUAAAAAAAAAAGACAAGCAUAUUAUACUGAUGACGCUCAAAUAAAUGUUGAUAAUGUUGACACAUUAGGUGAUUUUGUAGAGAUAAAGGUAGUGGACAAAGAUAUAAAAAGCGCAAAAAAGAUUGUUAAUGACUUGAUGCAAAAUCUAUCUAUAACAAGUAAUGAUCUAAUAAGUAAAUCAUAUAUAGAUUUAAUACUUGAAGAAAAAAACAAAGCUUAUGAUCAACUUAAAAUGUUUAAAAAGCUUAGAACACUUGAAACUCUUGAAAUGCCUGGAACAUCUAAAAUGACUAAAACAUUUAACAUGCUUGAUACAUGUGAAAUGAUUGACAAAACAGACACGUCCAAAAUGUCACCUAAAAUGUAUGAAAUGCUAAAUCUGAUGAACAAGGAGAAAGAAAUACAAGUUUCUAGUCAACUUCAAAUGUCUAAAACACCUAAAAUAUCUGAAACCUUUAAAAUGCCUGGAACAUCUGACAUGCUUGAUACAUGUGAAAUGGUUGAUAUAUCAUACACGUCUGAAAUGUCUGAAAUGCAUGAAAUGCUAAAUCUGAUAAACAAGGAGAAAAAGAUACAAGUUUCUAGUCAACUUCAAAUGUCUAAAACACCUGAAAUAUGUGGAACUUUUAAAAUGCCUAGAACGCUUAAAAUGACUGGAACAUUUGCAACGUCUGGAAAGCCUGAAAAGCAGGAAACAUCGAAGUCACUAAGGCAUCCUCUACUAAACAGGGAGGUAAAGAUAAAAAUUCCUAGUCAAAUGCCUGAAAAGCCUAGAACAUUAAGAAGUUUUGAAAUGCCUGGAACAUCUAAAAUGACUGAAACAUCUGAUACACUCGAAACACUUACAUCUGCAAUGUCUGGAACGUCUGAAAAGCACCUUCCAAAGAACAUGGAGAAAAAGACACAAGUUUCUAGUCAACUUCAAAUGUCUAAAAUACCUGAAACAUCUGGAACUUUUAAAAUGCCUAGAACGCUUAAAAUGACUGGAACAUCUGCAACGUCUGGAGAGCCUGAAAAGCAGAAAAUAUUCAAGUUACUAAGGCAUCUUCUACUAAACAGGGAGGUAAAGAUAAAAAUUCCUAGUCAAAUGCCUGAAAAGCCUAGAACAUUAAGAAGUUUUGAAAUGCCUGGAACAUCUAAAAUGACUGAAACAUCUGAUACACUCGAAACACUUACAUCUGCAAUGUCUGGAACGUCUGAAAAGCACCUUCCAAAGAACAUGGAGAAAAAGACACAAGUUUCUAGUCAACUUCAAAUGUCUAAAACAUCUGGAACAUCAAUGUCUGAAACAUCUGGAACUUUUAAAAUGCCUAGAACGCUUAAAAUGACUGGAACAUCUGCAACGUCUGGAAAGUCUGAAAAGCAGGAAACAUUGAAGUUACUAAGAAACAGGGAGGUAAAGAUAAAAAUUCCUAGUCAAAUGCCUGAAAAGCCUAGAACAUUAAGAAGUUUUGAAAUGCCUGGAACAUCUAAAAUGACUGAAACAUCUGAUACACUCGAAACACUUACAUCUGCAAUGUCUGGAACGUCUGAAAAGCACCUUCCAAAGAACAUGGAGAAAAAGACACAAGUUUCUAGUCAACUUCAAAUGUCUAAAACAUCUGGAACAUCAAUGUCUGAAACAUCUGGAACUUUUAAAAUGCCUAGAACGCUUAAAAUGACUGGAACAUCUGCAACGUCUGGAAAGUCUGAAAAGCAGGAAACAUUGAAGUUACUAAGAAACAGGGAGGUAAAGAUAAAAAUUCCUAGUCAAAUGCCUGAAAAGCCUAGAACAUUAAGAAGUUUUGAAAUGCCUGGAACAUCUAAAAUGACUGAAACAUCUGAUACACUCGAAACACUUACAUCUGCAAUGUCUGGAACGUCUGAAAAGCACCUUCCAAAGUAGCUAUUGUUGGCUAAUUACUUAUACAUUUCUAAUAAAAAUAUAUACUUGUACAGCUAAUAAAACAUUUAACUAUUUCUAUUUUUAAUAAAGAUAUAGAUGCUCAUUAAAAAGUAAAAAAAGGAUAUAUAUAUAUAUACAUAUGUACUCUG
Messenger RNA from Odontomachus brunneus, 2740 nucleotides. Its product is annotated as endochitinase A-like. The record is from RefSeq and is a predicted model, not a curated record. Bases 411 to 2591 code for a protein of 726 amino acids. The transcript has 12 exons. Lineage: Eukaryota; Metazoa; Arthropoda; Insecta; Hymenoptera; Formicidae.